AUGUCUGAGCGUUUAGCUAUAGAACACUGUGUUUUAUUACCAGAAAAGGAAGGUUAUACUGAGGCAAUUAAGCUUCUACAUGAACGGUUCGGCAGACCACACGACAUCGUAGAAGCCUUCUUAACAGAACUCUUAAGUGGAUCACCAUUGA
Messenger RNA from Schistosoma guineensis, 151 nucleotides. The record is from the annotation of a GenBank genome assembly. NCBI's taxonomy places the organism in Eukaryota, Metazoa, Platyhelminthes, Trematoda, Strigeidida, Schistosomatidae.